Messenger RNA from Pogona vitticeps (central bearded dragon), 6632 nucleotides. It is a transcript of the gene KCNK5, whose product is annotated as potassium two pore domain channel subfamily K member 5. NCBI's taxonomy places the organism in Eukaryota, Metazoa, Chordata, Lepidosauria, Squamata, Agamidae. The record is from RefSeq and is a predicted model, not a curated record. Gene Ontology annotation, molecular function: outward rectifier potassium channel activity; potassium ion leak channel activity. Gene Ontology annotation, biological process: stabilization of membrane potential; potassium ion transmembrane transport. Gene Ontology annotation, cellular component: plasma membrane.
UGACAAAAGGGGCUUUUCUUGAAGCGUUUUCUAAUCCUUGUGGGGCUCACGCGCCUCUCCUGCCCUUCCUGGCGUGAGGGGCAAAAGGGGCCUUCCAAAGGCAUGUCGGGAGAGCCCACCCAUAACGGAGGAACGAGCCUGCCUAGUGCUGAUAAUCCGCCUGGCUGGGGAUAGACCGCAGGAAGAGUCGGCUCCGCUUUACCGGAGGGCGUCUGCAUUUUUUUUCAGUUCUAAGGGCGCGAAGCUUUCCCUCAGGCCGUAGUGAGAACCCAGGCAUGCUAGUGAGUGUGUGAGUGCGCGCGCAUGUAAUACACAGGACUCCUUACGUACAUUUCCACCCAGGUCAAGGUAAGAGCAAGCACCUCCACUAAACCGCCUCACAGUUCACCCCGCCCAGGCGGUGGCAACAGGCAGCCCUGACCGUCCCACACGCUGGCACACAGCGGGGCGGGCGUUCCGCUCCUAAAUAGCGUUGCGCGCACUCGGGGCUGCGGUGCCGUCCCGAGACGGUCGCAGAGCACGGGCUGAAAGGAGGAAGAAAAGCGCGGGCGCUCCGCGACGUGGCGCCGAAGGUGGCCCCUUGCGCCGGCCAGCGAGCUGAGCAGCUUGCCAGGCGAGGACCGCGCGCGCCACAUGGAGGAGCAGAUGGACUGAACGAGUCUCGUUUCGUCUCUGAGGCGGGAAAAAACGAGAGCGCUCCGCUUAACUGCUGUCGCCGCCGCCGCCGCCGCCGCCACCACCUGAAAAACGCUCCGCAUGCGCUGCUGGGUGAGGCGAGUGGGGGAGCACAAGGGCACCAAAUUCAAACCGUGGAAGGCGAAAGGAAAGGAGGGAACGCCAGCUCGAGGAGAAGCCACAAGGAGGUGGAGACGACGGCGGUGGGAGGAGAGCAAAAGUGCGAAGAAAAUAAAAAUACGGGCCCCCCGGGGAGGAGAGGGAGGAGGAAGGGGUGGGAAGCAGAGGCAGGGGAAGAAGGAAAGCUAGGGAGCGAGGGAAGGUCCCUGCCAUUCUCUCCAGAGGGAGCUCGUGGCUCUUCCGUGCUGCCUUCGCUUCUGAGUCUCCCGCCCAGGCGCAUCCCCAAACCCAGCUUCCACCUUUCACUGUAGCUGAGCGUCCCCCACUGGGCACCGCCAUGGUAGACAGGGGUCCCCUGCUGACGUCCGCCAUCAUCUUCUACCUAUCCAUCGGGGCAGCUAUCUUUGAAGUCUUGGAGGAGCCUUACUGGCGAGCCGCGUCGGAGGGCUACAAGCAGAAGAAGACGAAGCUCCUCGAGGAAUUUCCCUGCCUGGGCCAGGAAGGGCUGGAUAAAAUCCUGCAGGUGGUAUCAGAGGCUGCUGGACAAGGGGUUUCUAUUGAUGCCAAUGAUACUUUCAACUACUGGAACUGGCCUAACGCAGUCAUCUUUGCUGCUACUGUGAUUACAACUAUUGGAUAUGGAAAUGUUGCUCCAAAGACAUCAGCUGGACGGCUUUUUUGUAUAUUUUAUGGACUAUUUGGUGUUCCUCUUUGCCUAACGUGGAUCAGUGCUUUGGGGAAGUUUUUUGGUGGACGUGCCAAGAGACUGGGCCAGUUUCUAACAAAAAGAGGAGUAAGCCUGAGAAAGGCACAAAUUACGUGCACAGCUAUUUUCAUCAUAUGGGGAGUCCUUGUUCACCUAGUCCUUCCUCCUUUUGUGUUUAUGGUGACUGAAGGCUGGGAUUAUAUUGAAGGGCUCUACUUCUCCUUCAUCACCAUUUCCACCAUUGGAUUUGGAGACUUUGUAGCUGGUGUGAAUCCAAACAUGGAUUACCAUUCCCUCUACAGGUACUUUGUGGAGCUAUGGAUCUAUUUGGGCCUAGCCUGGCUUUCCCUGUUUGUCAACUGGAAGGUCAGCAUGUUUGUAGAGGUUCACAAAGCAAUCAAGAAGCGGAGAAAAAAAAGAAAGGAGUCCUUUGAAAACCACCCUCCUCCCAAAAAAGCACUUCAGAUAUCGAACCACAAAGAUGUGAACAUUUUCAGCUUCCUUUCUAAGAAGGAAGAGACUUACAAUGAUCUCAUCAAGCAGAUUGGAAAGAAGGCUCUGAAAACAGGCAGUGACAAAAUCUUAAACUCAGAGCAAGGCAAGCCAAACUUGCAGCAUUCUGGCAAAGAACUGCAGGUGAUAUACUCAAGGAACCAUUUGUUUGACUAUGGCGAGGUUUCCCUUGGACUCCAAAAUUAUCAUGUUAUGAAGCACCUGGCAGACAAACGUGUUGGUGAUAGCUCAAUUGAGGGCAAUGUAUUUGUAAACCAGCUGGACCGGAUCAGUGAGGAAGAAGGGGAAGCAUGGGACUCCAGAGACUAUCGACCCCUUAUAUUUGAGAAUGCUAAUAUAACAUUUGUAAAUGAGGAUGAGGAUAUUUCAGAUGAUGAAGAAACUUCCAAAUCCUCUAUGGACGACAAUCUUCCAGAGGAACCUGAAAGCCCCCAAAAACUGGUGAAAUUUCCAUCUUCUGAUGAAUCUACCUUCACCAGUAAUGAACUGGAGAUAUCUGUGCCUUAUGAGCAGCUAAUGAAUGAUUACAACACAGUAAAUACUGCAAAUGCAGAGACUUGAAGAAAGGUAUAUUAUGCUAAUGGUUUCUAGAGGAUCAUUUAAUGCAGAUUUUGAGCAGAUAAAUGUAAGCGAGGAAAGGAGGAACUUCAGAACUGCCAUUUUCCACUGUUGUCUUCAGUCUGCAAACUGAACACAUUCAAUGCCUGGAUGUUGUAGGCAAUUGUGUUACUUAGUUUUACUUACUGUGAAGUAACAGUUCUUAACAAACUGAGGGUUUCUUUGGGGGAGUUAGAGGUUGUUGAAAUCAGGAAGAAAAGCCUAGAAUUACAGGUCUGAUUCAGUAUUGGUUUCUUUUAAUUUUUUAAAUUUUUUUUAAUGAAGUUCUGUGAUUGCAGUCAAGAUGGUUUGAGUUGAUUGCAGGACAUGGCUGGUUACUGCACUGAUCCUUCACAUCUGAAGAACUGAACUGAAACCAUGCUAAGGUGCAGAGAAGAAAAUGUUAGUGGGUUUACCAUGGUCACAUAGUGAAGCUCUCUUUUCAUUCUUAUAAGGGAUGCUUUGAGCUGAGAAUGCUAAGUAUUUUGAACAUCAGAAUUGAACUGUGUUGUCAAUACUGGUUAGGGGACUUGAAAAUUAUCUGCUCAAGUUAUACCAGCUCUAUUUAGCUGCGGGCUGAAAGUUCUUGAACAAAAACCCAGAACACAGAACUGAUUUUUUUUAUCAGUGUACCUUUUGUUACACAAACAUACACAGACAAAAACAAUUUUAAAUUUAAUUUUAAAUAUUUUGAUGAUUAUGAAGAGCACACCUGUUUAACACCCAAAAUUUAGUAAUGCAGAAUACUGCAAGAUGAUGUGGAGGAUAGAUUUUAAAAUGAAGAAAAGCACACUAACAACCUUGUGGUCUGUUCUGGAAGUAUCUUUCCACUGUCCAGACUCUCGAUGAAAUACUUGAAUACAUUUCAUGUGCAGAAGAAGUCUCUAAGUAAUGCUGCCCUUUUGAAUGGCAGUGUGUUUCAAGAUAGCAAAACAGCAUGAAUGAGUGUUCAUCUUGAAGGAUCCCAAAGCUGCUUUGUUCCUUCUUAUAUUUUGUGGCUCUACUAAAUACUAGAGUCUUCUUCUAGAAAUUCUCUAGUUUUCCACUCCAGUUGGUACUCUCAGUAGUUAAUACUAUUUGGGUACGAUCGCAAGCUUUUCUAUACAUUUCUGCUGCAGGUAUUUUAAAUGCCUUUCUAAGUAAAAUGAAAAUAUUAUUUUUACUAAACUCCUAUGUGGACAUGUGAAGAAUGUGAGAAGGCUUACAAAAACAGCAGACUUCAGAUAUCAAAGUGAUGAGCUUCAACUAACAUGAGGGUUUGCAUUAGCAAACAUAUUGACUCCAUGGUUGAUGUUAGUCUUACGAAGCAACAAAGUACUUAUGCUUUUAAGCUGUUGGGAGUAUAGCAGUAACAUUGAACAAAGGAUUCUAGCAGCAUAAACUUUUGCUGCUAGAUUCUUUGUGAAUCUUUAAUGGUAUCUUGCACUUCCUGUUGUUUCGAUCUGAAAUGGAAGAAUCUGUGGGCACUGAAUGCGUGGGGGUGGGGGAUUACGCUAUAGCAUGGUUAAGAAAAGUUAAAUGGAAUUUUUCAAUACUAAUCUUGAAUGAUUAGGUACUCUCAAAAUUGCUCAGUGACUACUGCUUGGUGGGAGUGGUAGUAUACUGUUCCCUUCAUUAAAACUUCUCUUUAUCAAUCAUACACUCUUAUUAGAAACUCUUUUGAAGGUUAGCUUGAAGGCAUUUGUUGUAAAAGAUGGUCUUUCUUCAUUUCUGGCUUGAAAUUUGUAUUGUUUGUGCAAAAACGUUUGCAAGCAAACCCAAUUGAAAAAAAAGUCAAUGAUGUUUUAUUAUAUUUUUCUUGAAGGGAUGUUACAACUUUAUAAGAUUUUAUACUAUUAGCAAGUAUGUGUUAUGACUUUAGCCAUGGCUGAGAGCCCAGGAGGCCACUGAUCUUUCUUGUGUAGAUUAGAUGGCUCACGAAAAAGUGAAGAUGACUUCAUGAAGAUGCUGCUAUCUUCUGGUGUGUCUUACAUGAAUAAAUGGUUAAAAGCUUUCUAGCCACACUAAAAGAGAAGUAAAAAUGAGGCACAACAUGAAUGUUUGAUUCCUCUUCUGUUUCAAGUAUGGCAUAGGAUCAGUAAAGAGAUUGUGUGUGAGUUUCUCAAUACAUUGUUGCAUUGCCUAGCUCAAGUGCUGGAUUGCACAGAUUGGCAGAUAUGACUUAAAACUGAGUACCCUCUUUGUUAAACCUCAUAUUUCAGUCAACAUGUGAGAAUUAGCUCAUGUGACCUAUCAAAAAUACAGCUUUGGUGCUGCUUUUUAGACAAGAGUGUUUCAAACCUUCGUAAGGGAUUGGUCCUGUUCUUGGUCCAUAAAUUCUUCUCAAGAAAACAAGGUCAUAUGUUCCUUGACGUACGUUGAUGCAAAUUUCACAAAUAUAAGCACAAGCUGUAGUGUUUUCUGGUUUUCAUACUCUACCCGGUGCUUAGAGAAAGUCCUACUAAAAUUGGGGAAGACUUAUUUACAUAAGUACUAAUAGAAUUUCUGAAUUCUGAACAGUUGUACCACAAGGUGUUACCUUUUAUGCUUGAGAGAACUUUACACAGUGUUCAUUAAAUAAUGGAGCCAUCUUAGAGAACUCUCUGCCUUAGCACCCUACAGAUCAAAGAUAUUGUCUUCCUUGUGUUGAGGGAAGCUUCAGUCCUCAGUAAACAUUUUCUCAGACUUUUAAGUCUAGUGGGGUAAGUACUGUACUGAAAGUAAACCUAGAUUGCUGCAGAGGUUUCACCAGCAUGUGAAGUGCCUUUGACUAGUUUGCCUUCUCAGUUACACAUUGGGAGGUAUUUGUAUAAUAUGAAACAGAACUGGUUUGGGGACCACUUGUCUUUACUUUUAAAAAUGUUUAGAAAAUUGCAGAGUAAUAAUCUCUACUCUGUAUUCAAGUUAAACAAUUUAGUUGCCGGGGGGCAGGGAGAGAUGGCUGCUGAUUUCCAAAAGGACCUCAUCACCAAAAGUACUUGCAUGUUUUAGAGAAAAAGGAAGUAUUCUCUAACCAAUAUCUACAAGAAUGUAGAUCAUAAAAAAAUUAGUAAUGCUGCUUUUCCUUGCUUCUUGGUGGCCCACCCAGUUUAUUGAAUCACAAAAACCUAGCAUACUGCUAGUGGCUGCUGAACUUUAGGCUAUUGCUGGGGGAAAAUAUAAUUCCAAGAAUUGGACCAAAAAUUCAAACAGCUUGACUUCUUUUCACUCAGUAGAAUGCAGAAUUCUCAUAUGACCAUAAUUAGCCAGACAUGAGGCCAUUCCAAGGGCUCAGACUGUAUAUUCAGAAAUCUUACAGUAAGGUUAUGAUCAGAUAGGAAUUUACUCUUGAAAAUACAGGGCUGGUCUCACCAUACACCUACAAUUUUGCUGCUUGAUUUCUGUGUAUAUUCAGUACAAAACUGAUCCACAAAUAUUUAUUUUCUGCAGUGAGAUUAUGAAGAAAUAUAUAAUUCCACCUUUCCUUUUAAAACAAGAUACUCGGUUAAUUUGGCACAAUUAUGAAACCCGUAUAGUGGUCCAAAACUAUUCAAUAGGAUUUUUAAAAGUGCCUUCUUACUAUGGAGCUAUUAUUCACACAAAUGCUGGCAAUGGAUGUUCCAAAAUAUUAAACAAAAACCUUAAUUUACUGUCGUGUCAUUAUCCUGAAUAGUGUUUGACUCAUCCUGCUAGUUUAUUGGAAUCAUACAGAUUAAACUACACCAGCAUCUUUUCUGAAAGUAGAAGCAAAAGAGCAAUACAUGACUCUGUUGAUCUUAAAAAGUUGCCUAGCAUCUUGAUUCAUCUUUAGUUUUCAUGCCUUCGGUGCUGCACUGAACUUUUAAAACGAGGGUGGCUGUCUUUCAUAUGGUUCCUGAAGUAUGUACAGUCUGGAUGAUCUCAUCUCUGCCACUCCAUCAUGGGACAGAUAGAACUGUUCUUUUGUUGUUGUUGUUGUUCUUGAUUUGCGUCACUGGAAUCACUGUAUGUAAAUAUUACUUUGUAAAAUGUAAUUUAUUUCAACUUUUUUUCCCAAUAAAAAAGUGGACUUUUUUUAACAAAA